Messenger RNA from Lactuca sativa (garden lettuce), 360 nucleotides. Its product is annotated as putative disease resistance RPP13-like protein 1. The record is from RefSeq and is a predicted model, not a curated record. Lineage: Eukaryota; Viridiplantae; Streptophyta; Magnoliopsida; Asterales; Asteraceae.
AUGGUUCAAGUCGUGGUUGCUGAUGCAAGCCAGAAGCACAUAACAGAUAGAGUUUUUCAAUUGUGGGUGAACGAUCUCCAGGAUUUGGCGUACUACAUAGAUGAUGUACUCGAUGAUGUGGACACCAAAGCUCUGCGACGCAAGUUGAAUAACGAUGCUCAUGCCAACACCAGCAUUGGUAAUGUAUUGAAGUUCAUCCCAAAAUGUUGUACUAAUUUCAGUCCUCUCAAUGUUUUGUAUGGUCAGCAGAUGAGUUCUAAGCUAGAAGAGAUCACCACCAAAUUGCAUGAUCUUGUUGACCAGAAAAAUGAUUUGGGUUUAAUGGUGAAUGUUGAAAGGUCAAGUAUAAGGGCUGCCUAG